Anopheles aquasalis is the source of this 1343-nucleotide messenger RNA. RefSeq names its product NAP domain-containing protein SET (gene Set). NCBI's taxonomy places the organism in Eukaryota, Metazoa, Arthropoda, Insecta, Diptera, Culicidae. Gene Ontology annotation, biological process: nucleosome assembly. Gene Ontology annotation, cellular component: nucleus. The record is from RefSeq and is a predicted model, not a curated record.
CGUGCGAGUGUGGAACCGGGACUCCUUAAAUUCUUUCCUUAUUUCGUCGCGCUAAACCGGCGAUACUUCACUGGCGCUUUUCUGCUACAGAAAAGGACGACGGAGUGCCACCGCCAAGUGCAAAAAACCCCGUGAACGGCAGUUUCAGCGGCGUGCAUCGGAGUUUGGCGUCGGGCUUGCCGGUUUGUUUGUGCUCUUUCGCCAUACCCCGGCAUCGGCGUUACCGGUGGUGGUCCCCGCACCAGAAAACCCGCAAGAACCAGUUGCAGAUUUUGACCGACCCCGUAACAUGGCCUCAGUCGCAAAGAAACCAAAGAAGUCCGUGGACGCUCUGGAGGACGAGUCGGAAGCGCUGGAGGCGAUAGAUAGCUGCCAGAACGAAAUCGACGCGCUGAACGAGCGGGCAAGCGAAGAGAUUCUUCAGGUGGAGCAGAAGUACAACGCAUUGCGCAAACCGUACUACCAGAAGCGCAACGAAAUCAUCCAACGCAUUCCAAGCUUCUGGGUAACGGCCAUCGUGAACCAUCCACAAUUGUCGCGCAUUCUGGAGGAAGAGGAAGAGGAGUGUCUGCAGUUUCUGGACAAGCUCGAAGUGGAGGAGCAUGAAAACAUUAAGAGCGGUUAUUGGAUCAACUUUUACUUCGACGAGAAUCCUUACUUCGAGAAUAAGGUCCUUACGAAGAAGUUCAACCUGGGCGCCGUGAACAAUGAAAGCCCCGUGUCGACAAGUACACCGAUCAAGUGGAAUCCGGAUCGUGAUCUGACUAAAACGCUACCGAAGAAGAUGGCAGCAGCAGGGCGGCGAAAACGCCACCUACAGUAUCGGACAUUCUUUGAAUGGUUCACCGAUAACAACGAUCCAAUCAACGAUGAUAUCGCCGAGCUGAUCAAAGAUGAUCUGUGGCCCAACCCGCUGCAGUACUACCUUGUUCCCGACGUCGAGGUGGAGCAGGAGGACGACGAGGACGGCGACGGAGAAGAUGACUUUGGCGAGGAGGCAGACGAAGAGGAAGAAGCUGAUGAGGUAGAAGAUGAGGAGGAGAAGGCAUCCUAAGCCCUUUUCCUACUACGUAUAAUUCUAUUUAGCGCUUACUGUCGACUAAGGAUCAUACUGCUGGUGUAACUUUCCCUACUACCACCUAAUCAGGACACAGUCGUUUUUAUUUUGAUAUCUUCUACUAGGGUCACUCACUUACUAUUUAAAACUAAAAUUGAAAAUAUUGUAUCAUAGGCUAAUUAGGUUUGUAAAACGCUGAACACGGUACAGCACCUUCCCUGCUAUCACCUGUCUUCAAAUACGCGUAGUUCCGGUAAGCAGCAACAAUCGCAAAAAAAACUUCAAA